Meloidogyne enterolobii is the source of this 456-nucleotide messenger RNA. The record is from the annotation of a GenBank genome assembly. NCBI's taxonomy places the organism in Eukaryota, Metazoa, Nematoda, Chromadorea, Rhabditida, Meloidogynidae.
AUGGCCGAACUAACACACCUCAACGAAGCUUCUGUUCUUCACAAUCUACGGCAACGAUAUGCUAAUACAAUGAUAUAUACAUAUUCUGGGCUUUUUUGUGUUGCAAUUAAUCCAUAUAAACGUUUGCCAAUAUAUUCUGAAAGUGUUUGUAAAAUGUAUAUUGGAAGGCGUCGAAACGAAAUGCCCCCACAUAUUUUUUCCAUAUGUGAUGAAGCUUAUAGAAAUAUGAUGAAUGAACAAGAGAAUCAAUCAAUGUUGAUAACGGGAGAAUCUGGUGCCGGAAAGACAGAAAACACCAAAAAAGUGAUUGGAUAUUUUGCUGUGGUUGGUGGGCCUAGUGGAGUUUCAACAACGAGAAGACGGAGCAGUUCAAGUAAAGAUACAGCGACAUUGGAAGAACAAGUAGUCCGGACUAAUCCUGUUUUGGAAGCUUUCGGUGGAAAUUUUUGUUAUUAA